GGCAAUGCCAUGAAAGCUAGCGCAAGUGAGUUCGCGAGUCGAAUCGGCCGAGCUCUCAUCUCUGCUUCAGCCCCCUCAGCGCCGACCCGGACAUGGACCCCUUCUCUGGAGCAGACCCUCCACCGACUCGGCUGUCGGGACUCGCUCACGCCGCCGCUCGCUGCCAGAGUCAUCGAUCCCUUCCUCCUCCACCACCCCUCCCUCGCUCUGGGCUUCUUCAACUGGGCUUCUCAGCAGCCUGGCUUCGCCCACACUUCUCUCACCUACCAAUCCGUCCUCAAGUCUCUCUCCCUCUCUCGCCAAUUCAAUGCCCUCGACACCCUCCUCAAGCGCACCAAAUCCCAGAAACUCGUUCUCGAAGCUUCGGUAUAUCGCUCUGUAAUUGCGUCUUUGAUUGUGGGUAAGAGAACCCACAACGCUUUUUUGGUUUUUAGUGAAGUUAGCUCACUUGGCAAAGAUAUUGGGACGGGUACGUGUAGUUCUUUGUUAGCCGCUCUUGCUGCUGGUGGGUAUCUUGAUUGCGCCCAAAAGGUGUUCGACGAAAUUACCGUGAGAGGUGUGGGUUUGAGCACUCUUGGGUUUGGUGUUUAUGUGUGGAAUUUCUGUAAAACCGCUGAGUUGAGUAAGACUUUGAGUUUGGUGGAUGAGGUUAGGAAAUGGGAAUGUGGGAUCAAUGGCUCAAUUGUUGCGAUUUUGAUCGUUCACGGUCUUUGUCAGGCUUCGAGGUUGCCAGAGGCUUUCUGGGCAUUGGAUGAGCUGAGAACUAGGGGUUUCAAGCCUGAUUUUAUGGCAUAUAGAGUUGUUGCGGAAGCUUUUCGAUUGACAGGGAGCAUAAGUGAUGUGGAGAAAACUUUAAAGAAGAAGAGAAAGAUGGGGGUGGCUCCAAGGGCAAAUGAUUAUCGAGAGUUUAUCUUUGAGUUGAUUUCAGAGAAACGGGUGUGUGAAGCAAGAGAAUUGGGCGAAGUGAUUGUGAGUGGUAAUUUCCCAAUUGAGGAUGAUGUUCUCAAUGCUUUGGUGGGAUCCGUGUCGGCCAUUGAUCCUAGUUUUGCAAUGAUUUUUUUCAACUUCAUGAUUGGAAAAGAGAAAUUACCAACUCUUCUUACUGUGAUCAAUUUGAGUAGGAACCUUUGCAAGCAUGAUAAAACAGAUGAAUUGCUGGAUGUUUUUCGAAUUUUAUCUUCCAAAGACUAUUUCGCGGACUUGGAGAGCUACAAUGUUAUGGUUUCUUUCUUGUGCAAAUCUGGGAGAGUGAAAGAAGCUUAUGGUGUUCUUCAAGAGAUGAAGAAGAAAGGAUUUGGUCCGGAUGUCUCAUCUUACAAUUCUCUGAUGGAAGCAUGUUGUAGAGAGGAUCUAUUGCGGCCUGCAAAAAGGCUGUGGGAUGAGAUGUUCGCAAGUGGGUGCAGUGGAGAUUUGAAGACUUACAACAUCCUUAUUCGGAAGUUAUCAGAGGUAGGACAAGUCGAAGAGGCUUGGCAGCUCUUUCACCACAUGUUGGAGAAAGGGAUAGUACCGGAUGGUACAACUUACACAUCUCUCCUUGAGGGUCUUUGCCAAGAAAGAAAAUUUGAAGCUGCUAUUGAAGUCUACAAUAAGUCUAUUGAACAAGAUGUAAUGCUUGCACGAACCAUAUUGAGUACAUUCAUUCUUCACGUCUGCAGGGAAGGUCAUUUCCUAGAUGCUUCUAAGCUGCUCCGUGGGCUCCCAUGUGAUAUAGGAGAUUCAGAUUCUCAUGUGAUUUUGCUCAAGUGUUUAGCGGAUGCUAGAGAGAUCCCCAUCGCUAUUGAACACAUAAAAUGGGUUGGAAAUACCUCACCGUCAAUGUUGGAAGCAAUAUCUACUGAACUUUUGGCAUCACUUUCCUCUUCUCCGAGACCAGAGCUAAUCCAACAGUUGCUUCAAGCAAUGCAGGAAAAAUGUCUAGUUUUCAAUAAUGAUACGUGGAAGUAUUUGUGUCACAGAUCAUUAACUGGUUGUUAAGGUGGCCUUAGGGGCUGUAAUUCAGGAAAAUAUAAAGGCUGUGUUCUAGCUGUAUGGACAACCAGGUGAAUUCUUAUGCUUCAUGGUAUGAUAAUUAGGGUUGCCAUAUACCAUAUGCACGUUUACCAGGGGACAUUGUUCUCCAUCACUAUUGAAUUGGACAUCGCACUGUUUAUUGGUGACUUGUUUUUGCAAUAUAUGAAGAUACAUAAGAAACAUUUUUAUCUGGUAUUUAUCUCUAGGCUCUAGCCUUGCAAACUCAUAAUUCCAAAGGUUGUACCAUAUCUAUUAAAAAAUGUUUACGAUGGUUUUGCUUAUGAAAUUCUACAAGGGCAGUUAUGUAUUUGUGAUGAUCUGCUCUUUCUGAUACCAUGCUAUAUUUGUACCUGAAGCUGUUGAGAACUUUUUUCUGAAUACAUCAUUGGGAAUUUCUUUUAGAUACUGUACUAUAUCUGUACCUAAAGUUCCAAAUUGGCAAUCUCAACCACUACAUCACGGUUUCAUCUAACAGCUUAUUUGUAAGGAAAACAUGAGGUUGUUGCAAGACCUUUCAGAGGUAAAUUGAUAUUUUCAAAGCAGUAUAUAGUAGCACAGUAGAACUUUGUGCCACUUCUUGCUAUAUGCUGAUUACACAGUGGAUGCUGCGAUGCAGGAAGGGAAAAGAGGGUUAUGCAGCACAGGCCUAAAUUGGAUGUGGCGGACAACAUAAUGGAGGAUGGGCUCCCAAACCACCCAUACCAACAAAAUGAAAAGAGGGUUAUGCAGCACAGGCUAGUAGGCCUCCCAGUGGACCAAUGAAACAGAAAUGAUACUGAAAUAGUUUGCAUCGAGUUGCUCUUUGGAAUGCUCACACUAUGUAAAUAUCAAAUAUUAAUCUAGGAGCUCUUUUCAUCCUCAAGGUACUAACUACUGAAUGUGAAGAUUUUGCCGAACAUUUCUUUUUUGGGAGUUAUACUAGGUUUAAAGCUCUUUCUUUUCUUAGUAUAUGGUAAGUGGAAAUAUGAUCCUUCUUCUUGAGCUGGGUUCAAUGAGAAUAUUGCCAUGGAUGAUCAAAACUCUCUGUCGCUCUUGCUACCCCCACCCCCCCACCCCCCACCCCAUUGUUUUCCCUACAUUUGGUUUGCACAAUUCUUUAACCAUUAAUGCAUGGUAUCUGCUGCCACCUCCUAAGUGGCAUCCGCCAGGCUAAACAGUAAUCCAUUCCUUGGGGAAAGAACCCCAACCAUUCUGAAUGGUAUAUGUUUUUGUAACGAAGAAAAUGAUGAAAUAACCUGGAAAUUCAACUCAAAUUGAUACAUUAUGGUCUAACGACUCUAAUAUUUUUGCAGUGAGGUGGCUUCUUCUGGAUCUAACAAAUCAAAUUGGAAAUUUUGUUUCAUUUGGAGAGGGGUGGCAACUGGCAACACUCAAAGUUGAGAAUUUCUGUUGGCGCAUUGACAGCUACUGGUCCUUGGGUGAAACUUCAUUGAUGGGGAGUGCAGUGGGCGACUUCUGGGUGCAUACAAGAAGCACUGACCAGGUGGUUUCAGAUCAACAAUACGAUAAAGUCAGAAGUUGCAUGGGGUUCUCUCUCUCUCUCAUCUUCUUCUUGCUAUUUUUUGGUCUCUGAGGAAAUUCUUCAAAGCCCUCAUGGGCUGCAUGGGAACAAAGUGCCAGGCCCCAAUGGUUUCACUUUGGUUUUCUAUUGAGAAAACUAGGACCUCCUCAAGCAACGGAUUGUCAGGAUUUUUGCUGAUUUUCAUAGAAUAGCCAGAUUAGUUGGGAGCAUUAAUUCAACAUUUGUUGCCCUAACUCCUAAGAAAGCAAGGAUUUCCCUUGGUGGUAUCUAUAAAAAUCUUACGCAAGGACCUCACCAGAAGACUCAAGAAAGUAAUUCAAAAAUUGGCCAGCGCCAACAAACCUUCAUGGCAAGUAGAUAGAUUGUGGAUGCAGCCCUUACUGCAUAUAAAGUUGUGGAUACCUACUCCAAGGCAAGGAAACAAGGGGGUGUUUGCAAGCUUGAAAUGGAAAAUCUCGUGAGAAAAAGUAACGUUUAGGCAUUCACGACCUGACAAUGUAAUGGCAUUAAAUGGUCUAUAGUAACGUGUAGUAGUCCAUGAUGGCGGUUAUGGUACCAUAACUGGCUUAGAAGCCGUCGACAUCAUUACAUUAUGGCUGCAGAAGCUCGCUAUGCACCAAUUUUUUAUGAGAAUGACUUACCAAGAGGCAAUAGCACCCUCUCAAAUCGCCUAGUUUACCAUACAUCCAUACCCCACGUUGCCAAAAAAAUUGGAUUUCAAAUAGCAUCUUGUCAACUGGAGGUGGUUAGCCAACCUUUUCAAAGUGGAGGCUUGGGACCAAAGCCCCUCUCUACUUUCACUAUAGCCAACCAUAACAAUUGAGCCUCCAAAGAAGUUAAGAGGAUCCUACAGUGAUGGAGUUUAGAGGUUCAUCCAAAGAAGUUGGGAAUAUUUUUUUCUUCGUAAUUAAAUUCAACAUUUGUGUUUCUUUUAAUGGCAUGACAUUUGGUGUCAUCCCAUAGUGUCUUCUUCUAUGUUCAGCUUGGUUUGUGACGAAGAUGCUCUAGUUAGAAAUCACUUCCAUUCAAAA
This is a messenger RNA of Malania oleifera, 4566 nucleotides long. Its product is annotated as pentatricopeptide repeat-containing protein At5g14080. The transcript has 2 exons. Gene Ontology annotation, molecular function: protein binding. NCBI's taxonomy places the organism in Eukaryota, Viridiplantae, Streptophyta, Magnoliopsida, Santalales, Ximeniaceae. The coding region runs from base 10 to 1977 and encodes 655 amino acids. The record is from RefSeq and is a predicted model, not a curated record.